AUGCUGGACUCAACGCCCAUGCCGCAGCUGCCAAGCAAAAGGAACGGUGUGCUCGAGACUGGGAACGUCCUUACCCUGCGCGACCAAGAAGCCAAGCUCGAUCAGAUCCAGAAGGACAAUUUUGGCUUGAAGCUGAAGAUUCACUACCUCGAGGAUGCGAUGCGCAAGAGUGGGAGCGAGUUUCAGCAGCAGACGCUGCAGGAGAAUCAGGCUAUGGAACAGCGGCAGGAAGAUGUGCGGCAGCUCGAGCGAGAGCUCGAAUCAGCUCGUAUGGCCAGCAAGGGUGGCGUUGAGGAUGCCGAACGUCGUUUUGCCUUGAUCAAGAAACAGCUGCAAGCUGAAUUCGACGAGGAAAAGGAUGCCCUAGACGCAGAAAUCGAGCUGCUAGAUAAGCAUUUUGUCGAAGUUGAGGCCGAGAAAGCCCGGCUCAACUCUCGCAUUCAGGACCUUGAGGUAGAGAUCAGCCAGGCAAGACUUGCCAAGUCCGAGGGAACUCCUGUGAGAGAGCGCAAUGAUCUUCGGGCGCAACUACGCAAGUCAGAGACCGAGCGUAAUACGCUGGAGUCAACCAUCAGAAAGCUUCGCAUCGACCUCAAGACAGCUGAGACAACCAAGACAAAUUUGUCGCCGGUUCGUGAUCGCGAGGAUCUGAGGCGACAACUUGCAGAGGCGCAUAGCAAGAUCUCGAGGCUGGAGCAGAAGGUGGAGUCUUUGGAAGCCGAGCUGCAGUAUGCAGAGCAGGAGAAGACACUUGCAGAAGAGCGUGGCGAACUCCAUGACCUUCUUAAGAAGUCCAAGAUUGAAGCAGAACAACUCCAGAUCGAGCUUACAAAACGUGACAGGGCCGACAAAAGUCAGAAGCGGAGAGAGAGUGAGCUUCAAGCACAGCUGCAGGAUGCUCAAGCGGAGAUUGAAGACUUGCAAGUACAAAUUGCAGACCUGGAGAACCGCACGCAAGCACAAACGAGCAAGGAGCGUGAGCAUCGAAAUAACAUCAAGGAGCUCAAGCGCGCCAAGCAGGAAUUGGAGGAUCUGCAACUUCAACUCCAAGACCGCAAUGGAUCUUCAUCUGGUCACGCCCGUCGAGAAGCAGAACUCCGCGCUCAGCUACGCGAUGCUCAGUCCGAGGUCGAUCAGCUGCAGAUGGAUCUUCAAGAGCGCGAGGCCCAAAUACAGAGUGCGGCCAGCAAAGAACGCCAACUUCGCGAGCGCCUGCAACGUGCGCGUGCAGAAGACACUGCGAACUUCCAUGCCCAGAACAACAACCAAGGUGAUCUCGAAGACGCAGAAUUGGAAAUCCGUACCCUCCAAUCUCAUCUUCAAGACCGUGCAGCGAAACUCUCGGCUUCCAUGAAGAGAGAAGAGUCACUCAAAGCUAAACUUCAAGCAGCCAAAGCUUCUGCUAAGCAGGCGCAAUACUCCGCCGAGCACUCUCAGGAUCUCGUUCGGGCUCAGGACAAUUCAUCAGCACUGACGAAACGCCAUCAAUCUGAACUGAAAGGUCUCGUAAAGCAAAUUCAGUUCCUGCGAGCCAGCUUGCAUCGAGAAAUGCAGUUCCGUGCUGAUUUGAUCCAUACGAAAAACUACUUCUUGUUGCAGGUGAGCAUGUACAAUGCUUGUAACAAGGAGGAUUUGAGACUAUUGGAGGAGAUUGGCGUUACGCCUGAUAUGAGUUUUCGGGAAAAGAAGAGGAGUUUGAGGAGUGUGGGAUUGAUGGUCGUCGCAGGAGUCCGAAUGAAGAUGGGGGCGGAGAAGUGGAAGGAGCAGAAGCGAGUCGAGGAGGUUUUGUUGAAGAAGUUGGAAGGGGUGAGAAAGGGGCGGAAGCAAGUUGAGGCGAAAUAGAGGCUGUCGCCGACGUUUCGAGCUCUGGUUUUUGUGUUGAUGACUUUUCGCUUAAGCGUGGUGUUGGUGGGUGGGCAUUGCAUAACCGGGGAUGAUGAUGUGACGUUGUGAGGCGAUUGUUCUUCUGUAUUCGAACAUAUCCCCGAUCAACUAUCAGCUCUUUUUUUAUACGAGGUUGUUUCAACCUUUUCUCUCCGGGCACCUGCUCAAGUGCAAUGUCCUCUCUCUCUCUCUUAUCUCUCCACCAAUCACAUCCAUCACCUCUCCCCCCUCUCCCCUGAUCAAUAAAUCUCAAACUCGUACGCAUCCAAAUCAUAAUGCCACGUAUCCAACGACGUCUGAUCAUACACACACUCCAUACUCGUCCCAUUAUUAUUAUCAAUAUCAUCAC
This is a messenger RNA of Sphaerulina musiva SO2202, 2233 nucleotides long. RefSeq lists its product as uncharacterized. Lineage: Eukaryota; Fungi; Ascomycota; Dothideomycetes; Mycosphaerellales; Mycosphaerellaceae. The record is from RefSeq and is a predicted model, not a curated record. Gene Ontology annotation, cellular component: microtubule organizing center. The transcript has 2 exons. The coding region runs from base 1 to 1842 and encodes 613 amino acids.